Messenger RNA from Mesorhabditis spiculigera, 288 nucleotides. Lineage: Eukaryota; Metazoa; Nematoda; Chromadorea; Rhabditida; Rhabditidae. The record is from the annotation of a GenBank genome assembly.
AUGCAUCUUCAAACAACGGUCUUUGCAGCUGCCCGAAUUCCGAUGAUCAAAUUCGUUGGCGCCCGAUUGCCGAAGCCGAAUUUUAACAGGGCCAGCCUGCCACCGCUGCAGGUCGCCGGAAGCGCUGUUUCCCCUCUUUCGGCCGCCAAGCCCACUUCAAUUGGAGCUGUUGGCAAGAUUCCACGCGGACAGGGAAUUCCCGAAGCCCAGACGCCGAAACGGUUUCUCCGACCGCUUAUUUCACAAGAAGAAUGCGAUGCGAUUAACGCCGGCGGCAGCUACGGCUUG